AUGGCUUCUAGAUUUUACGAAUACCAGUCUGCCAUAGUCGCAGAGAGAUUCCACUCCAUUGAACACACUGGAAGUGGACCUCAUGGGAAUGUAUAUAGGGCUCAUGACAAGAAGAUGGAUACGGUCAUCAUUGUCAAGAGACUGGAGAUGGCUUCGAUUGUCCAAGAAGAAACCACAAAGCGAGAGAUUCUCGACAUCAGGAAGCUCAGACACCGCAACAUUAUCCCCAUCUACUACGCACUCAUCCGCCCCGGAAUGGUCCUGCUCGUCACGCCCAUCAGAGAAUACAACCUCCCCGCCCUCAUCCCCAUGCCCUACGAGAUGAAGGACAAAACUUCAAACUUCUACAGCCUGACGAUACAGAUGCUCUCUGCGCUCACGUAUCUCCAAGAAGAGGGCAUAUGCCACCGCAACAUCAAGCCCAAUAACAUCCUCGUGCAGCCUACACAGAAAGGCUACGGCUUCUACCUCACAGACUUUGCCCUCAGCUAUCCCCAGAGACGCUGCGUCGAUUUCCUCUUCACAGCCCCAGAGACGCGCACAGACAUCUAUCCCGUCACCUGCAAGCAAGACGUCUGGUCUCUCUUCGUUACUCUUGCUGUCGCCUGCGGACGGAUUACCGAGCUUGAGAUUAAUCGCAGGAGUCCUCUAGCGAUUGUCCAGGAUCUCAUGGACACGGGCUUCUUGAUGCCCGAGCUGGAGGACAUGUCGCGGUACAACCCUACCCAGAGAGCCUCUGCCUCCGUCAUGUUCCACAGACUGAGGCCGAAAGAGAAGCUCAACUAUUACGGCGGCGUGGAUUACCCUGAAGUCAGCACUGAGUAUUUCGGUUUAUAUGGAAGUGGCCGAUUGGAGACUGAGCCGAUGGUGUUUAUUGGACCCAACGCAGAUCUUCGCGGGCUGGAUGGACCUUUGGGACUGUCGCCAACGAGCGUCGUCCAACGGCCACCUGCAUCUGUACCUUUAGCACAGCCCCUUCCAGCCAAUUGCUUUGAUCUGGGAAUACAAGAUCAUCAACCCACACCUUUCUCAGCCGAACUUCGAGAAACUAGUGUUUCUUCGCCUCAAAGUGAAUAUCCGCAAUCGCCACCAGAAGUGCCACAGCAGAACGAGCAGUCCCUCCCUGAGCCGCGUAUCAAACGCGAGGAGUCGCUGGAAUGGUUUGAAUACGAUAUUCCUGAAGAUCCAGAGCAAGCGGAGCGAAUCGAGAAUGAAAGGAGACGGGUAGAGUUGAACCUACGCCCCUAUCUUGGCAUGGAUAGGAAUUGCACAACUCUUCGCCCGUAUGACGGUCCUGCUGAUAACAACGGCCCUCUCCCACCGCUGAGAAGCGUCGUCCCGAUACCUCGCAGCGCAGAUGAUCCCUACAAUAGUGAGCUCUAUCCUCAUUAUUCUGCGCUACUGCGGGCGACAGAUCAGAGACGUCGUUCAUCAGCUUCAACAGGAGCAGCGACCAGCUGGGACACAUUCGAGGUUGGACCUAUACACAACGGCAAUCCCACCAUCCAUUUCAAUGGUGUUGGCUUCAUGGUGCAGCCGCAAGGGUUGGCGUAUGUGCGGCCAUAUCCCAUGCCAUGUGAUAGGCCAACUGAGCAUUCUCAGCCAGUUGAGUUUUGA
This is a messenger RNA of Trichoderma gamsii, 1617 nucleotides long. RefSeq names its product CMGC/CDK/CRK7 protein kinase. Bases 1 to 1617 code for a protein of 538 amino acids. The transcript is spliced from 2 exons. Gene Ontology annotation, cellular component: nucleus. Lineage: Eukaryota; Fungi; Ascomycota; Sordariomycetes; Hypocreales; Hypocreaceae. Gene Ontology annotation, biological process: protein phosphorylation. The record is from RefSeq and is a predicted model, not a curated record. Gene Ontology annotation, molecular function: cyclin-dependent protein serine/threonine kinase activity; ATP binding.